UAUAAUGUAUAAUGUUGAAGAUAUAAGUACAUUAUGUUAUAUAUAAUGGGUAAAUCACCAUCGAACAAUUGCUCUUAGACAGUCACUUAGUUAUUAUAUGCUAGAAUUCGCGUUGUCCAUAAUAAGGUAUCUAGACUUUUAUAUCAUUUCAUUAUACUAGACGUCCGUCCUAUAGAAGGCCAGAGGGGGAACAUUAUAGAGUACACACAAGAUCGCAACAGCAAACAUGUCCAAGGGAAAAUGGGAAGAACUCGCCGCCAAGAAACGCCGGGACCUGGCCAACUCCAUACCCCAAGAGUGGCGCAUCCCGAGCCAUCUCCUGCCGCCCGCCGACCAGGACGACGUUACCGGCUUCCCCGAGGCAUCGGGAUGGUUCACAGCCGACGAGCUGUCCAUCACGAACCAGACCGCCUUACAACUUCUGCCGAAACUCGCAUCCGGGGAGCUGACAUCCGAAGCCGUCACGCGUGCUUUCUGCAAGCGUGCCGCUGCAGCGCACCAGCUGAUCAACUGCCUUUCCGAAACAUGCUUCGGCCGUGCUCUCGAUACGGCUAAAAAACUAGACGAGCACCUCGCGCAGACGGGCAAGCCCAUCGGGCCUCUACACGGCCUACCCGUCUCGCUCAAGGAUAACUUCAACCUGGUCGGCCUAGACGCAACCGUCGGCUUCGCAUCGCACAUCGGCGACCCGGCCAAAUACGACGCCGUGCUAGCCGACCUCCUCCGCGAGGCCGGCGCCGUCUUCUACGUCAAGACGAACGUGCCCACGGCCAUGAUGAUCGCCGAGUCCGUCAACAACGUCUUCGGCCGCACCGUCCACCCGCGCAACCGCAAGCUGACGAGCGGCGGCAGCUCCGGCGGCGAGAGCGCGCUCGUCGCCUUCAAGGGGAGCCCCCUGGGCGUCGGCACCGACAUAGGCGGCUCGCUGCGCAUCCCCGCCGCCUGCACGGGGAUAUUCACGCUGCGGCCCAGUUUCGGCCGGUUCCCGACGCUGCGCUGCCGCUCCGGCCUGCCGGGCCAAGAGGCCGUGCAGUCCGUCAACGGCCCCCUGACGCGCACCCUCGCCGACCUCGAGUUCUACUCCAGAACCGUCGUCGACGCCGAGCCCUGGCGCUUCGACCCGCGGUGCCUGCCCAUCCCCUGGCGAGCCGUGUCGCUGCCGCGGAAGCUGAAACUCGGCGUCAUGUGGCACGACGGCAUUGUUCUGCCCACGCCGCCCGUGACGCGGGCGCUGCGGCACGCGGUGGCGAAGCUCGAGGCGGCUGGCCACGAGGUGGUGGAGUGGUCGCCGGAGGACCAGGCGCAAGGCACGAAGCUGCUAGGCCGCAUGUUUUUUGCGGACGGUGGCAAGGCGAUCAAGCGGGAGCUGGAGAGGACGGGGGAGCCGAUACGGCCUGAAAUGGCCAUGUAUGCCAGCGCGCGGGAGCUAGGCGGGCUCGAGUACUGGGAGCUGCAUCUCGAGCGUCAGGAGUUUCAGAAGCGGUACCUUGAUCGGUGGCUGAGCGCAGGCAUCGAUGCGAUCCUGUGUCCUACGACGCCGUAUAGCACUGUUGAGCACGGCAAGUUCGGACAUGUUGGCUACACCGGCGUCUACAACGUGUUAGAUUAUUCCUGCAUAUCCUUCCCUACGUGCGUCAUUGUCGAUAAGUCUGUGGAUAUUGCGCUUGACGAUACAUAUAAACCCCUUUCGGCUUUAGACAAACUCACCCAGGCCGAAUAUAACCCCGAAGCAGUGCACGGAAUGCCCGUAAGCUUGCAGCUAGUAGCACAGAGAUUGGAGGAAGAAAAGUGUGUAGAGAUGUGUAAGGUUGUACUAGACGUAUUAUCAUAGACAUUAGAUCUGGCCCGAGGAUAUAUCUAUCUAGAUCAAAGCCAACAUGGCAAAGAUAAAAUAAGCUAAUAUCGUUUGUCCAAGCGGUAACUAACAAAUUUGUACCUGGCGAUUGAUUCCGAAAUGGCAAUAGAUAUAGAUACCUAGGUAAAGAAGGAUAUCUGAGGCCAUAAUAUGAACAUGUUUACAAGCAAGAGACCAGUAAAUAUCCGUUGAUCCUGGUCAUGAGAUCCAACAAAACUCCGAUAGGCACCAAUAGAGUUCCCUCGCUAAGCCAUGAUCAAGACAGACUUUUGUGAACCAUAAUACCAGGUUCAAAAGCCAACGUCGUCGACGUGAAAGAAUAUAGAUAUGAUAAUAUAGCACAUAAAUCGUCUGAUAAUCCAGCUACUGGUCGCCAUGACUCACCAUAUAAACCUAAAAGUAGAAUUGUUGUUGCGAUUGUCCGGGGGGAGCUUGUGGGAGGAAGUCGAAAUUCAUAUUGGCUUCGGUAUAAAAGGGAUCUGGUGAUUCUGUAGAGGGUAAUUAGGUAACCUAUGAAGGAGGGGAUAAUAGAUUUGACUACUUACCCCAGAAAAUUGAAUCAUAAAGGUCCAUGGGCGCCAGUGACGUAGGAUCUAGUUGGUCCAUGCCUGGCAUUCCAACCUGUUGUGGGAUUGACGUUUGAUACGGCAUCGUCCUACUAAU
Molecule: messenger RNA, 2518 nt
Organism: Daldinia vernicosa
Lineage: Eukaryota; Fungi; Ascomycota; Sordariomycetes; Xylariales; Hypoxylaceae
Product: amidase
Exons: 4
Coding region: 227-1831 (534 amino acids)
Source: RefSeq, a predicted model, not a curated record